Mugil cephalus (flathead mullet) is the source of this 2013-nucleotide messenger RNA. Its product is annotated as nectin-4-like. Lineage: Eukaryota; Metazoa; Chordata; Actinopteri; Mugiliformes; Mugilidae. The transcript has 8 exons. The record is from RefSeq and is a predicted model, not a curated record. Bases 58 to 1209 code for a protein of 383 amino acids. Gene Ontology annotation, biological process: heterophilic cell-cell adhesion; homophilic cell-cell adhesion. Gene Ontology annotation, cellular component: adherens junction.
UACGGUCUGAAAGUCACCAACCGACUCGGUGAGUAGUAGUAGUAGAAGAGUGAAUGAAUGGAUCCACGUCCUUUUCUUUUGUCCAUUAUGGGGAACUUUUUCCUGAACCGUCAUUUCUCCGUAAGCUGUAGACUCCUGUUGGUGCUGUCGGUUACACUGAUGAGCAGAAACUCCGAAGCCCUCCAGGUGAUUGGUGGAAGUGCAACAGUGGUGAAAGGAGAGACCGCUAUCUUACCCUGCAAACUCAUUGAGACCUCAGAGACCCUGACUCAGAUUACAUGGCAGAGGAGAACCAGAGAAAAACCUAAAAAUGACAAUUUCUUUAUAAUCCAAUCGGAUGGACACCAAUAUGUUAACGGACCUGAUAAUCGAUUUAAGUUUAUUGGGAGUUUUUCUGACAAAAAUGGAUCUCUACAGUUGUCCAAUGUUCAAUUGAAGGAUGAAGGCAGCUACACGUGCAUCUUCACUUUGUUCCCCAGUGGAAAUCACAAGACAGAGAUACCUCUGAACCUGCUUGUGCCUCCAGUCACAAGCCUGAAGGGUGAUAAUUUAACUUUGGGUACUGGAGAAGUUUCCCUUGCUACCUGCACGGCUGCCGGCUCCAAGCCUCCUUCAGAGGUGACCUGGCUCACUGGUACCCUGGCAGUGAGGGUGACGACCAACUCCACCCAGCAUGACAACGGUACAAUGACCACAACCAGCUCACUGUUUGGAGUCCCUACCACGGAAAUGAACAACCAGUCAGUUCAGUGUGUCAUCACAACAGCAGGCCUGCCUGAAAAACAAGUCCUGCCUUUGACCAUCCAAGUUCACUUCCCUCCCAUAGACGUGAUGAUCAUUCAACGUUCUGAAGACUCCUAUGAAUGUGUGGCCAACGCCAACCCAGAGGCAAAUUUCAUCUGGAGCAGGUCUGAUCAGUCUUUGCCUGAGUCUGGUAUUAAAGUUCAGGGUUCAACUCUGCAGUUUGUGAGGAAGACCUCUGAUCUGAAUGGGCUCUAUCAGUGUGAAGCUGUCAACCGAUAUGGAAGAAAACAUGGAGGUCAGAUGCACGUGUACAUGGAUUUUGGCUCCUACAUUAUUGGCUGGAUCUUAUUUGGUCUUCUGCUUUUCAUGAACAUUGUAGCCUUUUCAGUGUGGUACCUUCGUAAACACAACAAGUGCAGAAGCAGAGACAACUGCAGAAAGGAACCUAAUUCCAGCAUCUUCUGAUGAUGAUAGCGAAGAUGAGGAAUCACUGACAGAAAGUUGCAGAAGCGACGAGACUGACAAGAGUUUGGCAACUGAAAAUGAGAGAAUCAAAAGCAAAUGUUUGAGGAUCAUCUGAUCAGUGAAGAGGACUGGUGUUGUGUUUCAGUUUAUAUCCAGGGUUUUAUUCUACUCGCUGGUGUCGUAUCAGAAACUACUGCAAAUGUGUGACAGUGUGUUGUUUUUGUUUUUGCCGACUGUUUGAUUCCGUUCCUUUAGAUUAACAGUAUGUCUCUUACACUACACUUUUUGCAGACGCACUCUUCACUCAUGCUCGUCAUGCACCACUGACAAAGCAGCAGUUUCACGUUGCAAUGGAGGUGCGGGUGACUUUUUGUAAUGCAUUCAUACAUCAACACAAACUAACUGAUCAGGCCGGGAAUCCAUUUGUUCUGUGUACAUGUGGUCUGGCGGCUUUUCAGGGUGCAUCAGCUUCAGUUUCUGUGAAUAUAGUGAACUCUUAAAAUGUUGUCGACCAGUGUAGGGGCCUUGCUUCAAGAGGCUAAAGUACAUUUUGCUGCUGAAAUUGAUCAGUGUUUGUCUUCUGUGAGAAGCACGUCAUACAGCCACGUUUCAAUCCCGUUUUAGAAUAGAAACAUUUUAUUUUUGAUGAAAUAUAAAUUAUUUAUUGAUUUUCUGUCAUUCACUGCUUUAAGCAGAUGAUUUCAGAUGUUCUUAAGGUCAAAGUGUCCAACACUUCAGCUGCAGCUUCAUUUUGUAUAAAAAAAAACAGUUUUGAACAAUGAUAAAAGAUUUUUUAAAAGAUGA